AUGGCCCGUGCAUCUCUAGAGAACUCGGUCUCAGUUUCUAGGGUGGCCGUGGCCCGAUUGUCGUUGUGGACUUGGAUAUCUCUGGAUGACUCAUAUUCGAAGACUGUGGCUUUGGGUUUAUCCAGCUCAGAUUCUUUUGAGGUCUUUGUUGGUCCGCUUGAGAAGCGGAGCUUGUUGUCGGGAGCCGCUUGCUUCUUCUUGUUGAUGACAACUGUGGAUUCUUCUUCCUCACCAUCUCCUUCUUCAGUGGAGAAUAAGGACAGUGUUGAAGAAACCCUAAUUGGGCAAGCGGAGGAAAGAAUCAGCACAUACCAGUCGGAGCUUCUUCCGGCGUGGCGGAACCACCGCUGCCGCCACCAACUGAACCCUAGGAGGGUAGACGAGACCCCCAACAUGUAUAUAAAUAUACCCCAGGACCAGAUAAUCACAACUCUACAAGUUCAUACAGUAAUCACCAACAAAAAGGCCGGGAACAAGAGAGAAAAGUAA
This is a messenger RNA of Striga asiatica, 489 nucleotides long. NCBI's taxonomy places the organism in Eukaryota, Viridiplantae, Streptophyta, Magnoliopsida, Lamiales, Orobanchaceae. The record is from the annotation of a GenBank genome assembly.